UGCCACCCCGACCAAGCACAGCCAAGAAAUAUGUCGUACCAGCACCAUCGCCGAAAACGUCAAAGAGAGUCCUCCACUCCUACGGCGGCAGCCGUAGCCUUGGUCAUCUCGAUCGCUGGCCUUCUGGCCGCACAGGGAGACGCAUUCUCGGCUACUACACUGCGGUUGAACGGCCUACAUCAACAUCAUGCUUACUCGUCGCGGCGUCGUGUCUCCACAGCUACGGGUUGCGUCAAGGAAGUAGGGUUUGCAUGGGGUGGUAGCUUCGUCGCACCAGAGAAGUCGUCGCCAACCGCUAUCCGUGGAGAGGCUGGAGGCGUUGAGAGUCGACAGCCGGGACAUGCGGUGGUCGUCACCAUGGCUGCUGGGAGAGGAAAGGGCAGCGGUAACGCCAAGCGCAAGCCGCCUUCUCUGCCUCAGGGCGAGUUCAGGCCGAAGCAGAGUCUCGGCCAGAACUACCUCUCGGACCAGAACUACGUGAUGAAGAUCUGCAACCACUUCGGCGACACCUCUGAGGGAGGCAGGCGGGUGUUGGAGCUUGGACCCGGCACCGGAGCUUUGACCCAGGUUUUGCACGAAAGGUUUCCCGACAUGCUGGCCGUGGACAUCGACCAGCGAGCGAUCGAGCUGCUGGGCAGCAACAUGCCGUCCCUGAACGCGGUCAUGUCGGACGUCCUGCAGCUGGACUACACCAAGCUGGCGGAGCUGAGGGGGGGGCCGCUGUCCGUGAUUGGCAACCUCCCCUACCACAUCACCAGUCAGAUCCUCUUCACCCUGUGCGACCACUACCAAAGCGUGCGGAGGGCGGUGGUGACGAUGCAGCUGGAGGUUGCCCAGAGGAUCGUGGCCAAGUCCUCGACCAAGCAGUACGGGAUCCUGAGCGUGGUGUUCCAGCUGUACGCGAGGCCGCAGGUCCUCUUCCAGAUCCCCCCGACCGUGUUCUACCCCCAGCCCAGCGUUACCUCGGCGCUGAUCAGCCUCGACUUUACGGGCAAGGGGCCUGGGGUUAAUCAGGCGUGCCUCAAGAGCGUGCUGUCGUCCGCGUUCCAGCAGCGGCGCAAGAUGCUGCGGCAGAGCCUGAAGCCCCUGCUGAGGGCAGGACAAACCCUGCCGGAGGAGUUCGCCACGAGGAGGCCAGAGCAGCUGGAACCUCAGGAGUUUGUCGAGCUCACGAGGGCCGUUUUCGGCGACAGCGCCGAGCUCCCCCAGGGAACCAAGGCGUGGAGAGGAAUGCGCGGUAGCGGAGUAGGCGGGGGGGUUGGGGCGGGGGGGGG
Ectocarpus sp. CCAP 1310/34 is the source of this 1274-nucleotide messenger RNA. The record is from the annotation of a GenBank genome assembly. Lineage: Eukaryota; Phaeophyceae; Ectocarpales; Ectocarpaceae.